Molecule: messenger RNA, 7573 nt
Organism: Doryrhamphus excisus (bluestripe pipefish)
Lineage: Eukaryota; Metazoa; Chordata; Actinopteri; Syngnathiformes; Syngnathidae
Source: RefSeq, a predicted model, not a curated record
UGGAUGUAUUUGGAUGUAUUUGGACGUAUUUGGACGUAUUUGGAUGUAUUUGGAUGUAUUUGGAUGUAUUUCCCUUUUUCUUUCACCUCAUACUUGCUCCCGAAUGCCGGUACUAUGUGGGAAUGCACAUAGGUAAGAAAGAGACUGGAAUCCUGGAAUCCCACAGUGAAGACCAAGAAGAGGCAAAGGGGGACAGGUUCGACCAAACUUUCCGUUGGAGUCCUGACAUCUUAUGACACUGAUAAAGAGGAAGUGUGGCGUCCGUGACGAAAGGACCAGAGAUUAGGGGAGCGCCGAUGGAUCGGCCCCAGAUCGGUAUCGGCCGUUAUCAGUUAAAAAGGACAGUGUCGACAUCGGCUGAUAUUUGCUUUAAAACUCCGAUCCCCCUCCACCGAUCAGUUCCGCCCCCGCUGCAGCAUCCAGAACGGAGCAUGCCCCCCAUGUGCGGGACUUCCAGUCUUUGAGAGAGUGAUAGUUCUGCACCCUGCAAUACGUGCCUCAAAACUAGGAGAUUGGUUUGCUGUGGGACCCCUGGAGGGAAAAGAAGUUCAUAUUGUAUAUUCCAUCCUUUAUUCAUUCAUACAUUCCACAGGUCUUAUUCAAUCAUAAACCAUCACAUUCACUUUCAUCUGUUGAAAUUGCUUCUGAAAAAGGGACCCAAGCACAUGUAGCCCAUGUUUUACACUUUUACACUUUUACACUUUUACUUUUACAGCAAACAUAAAAUAGGGUGCGUGUAUCAAAAACAGUCUGGCCCCCCAACCUCAUUCAUCAUCCUUUCACUCUUUGUGCUCGACCCCCAGUGAGAGGCUGACGUAGAGCAUCUAUGACACGCAUACUUGGCCUGGGAGGAAAGAACCCACAAAAGCACAGGGACAACAUCCCCGCCCACGUUCCAUGGCCUUCCGCUGCCUUCACUCAUCGCAUUUCUCCACACCGACGUCCUGCCUCCCAAAAGCCCUCAGACUAGCUAGCAUGCUAACAUGCUCACAAUCCCAUGAGCAUGCGCAUACACAACAACAAACAACAAAACCUUCCCUGUCACACUCACUAGCCAUGCUGGUGUCCGUCACACGACAAACAGGAAGUUUGACACUGCUGCACUUCCUGUUUGGAAUGCUCCUGCUUCAUCCUGAGGGGGGUGUCACUCUGGAGAUGCUUCCACUCGCCAGCCAGGUUCUACUCAGCCCUCACUCAAACUUUACUGUGGUAUGUUCUGGCUGGGGUCAGGUGUCAUGGCGUUUGCCUAGACAGGAUUUCCAUGAUGACGGGAUUGUGGUGGACUACCAGAAAUCCAGAAGCGUCCUGCAGCUCUCCAAUGCCAGCUGGAGGAAUUCUGGGAGAUAUGCGUGUGAGGAGUCCUCGUCCAAUCAGAUCAGACAGAUGGACAUCUUCAUCCCAGGACGAGGUCCAGACGAAUGGUUUGUUCCGCUUGGUCCAGGUGUGGUGAUGAAGGAGAAGGAGGAAGACACAAUUCCGUGCGUCGUAUCCGACCCGCUUCUGAACGUCAGCCUGUACGAGCGUGGAGACACAAUUCCACUUCCUGGAAUGAAGUACGAGCCUGCUCACGGCUUCACGGGUCACCUGAAUGACUCGUCGUACGUGUGUGUGGCGUCCAACGGUUCCGAGCAGACCCAGUCACAGGUGUACUACGUUUUCAGCAUUGUAGUCGCCAAGGAGAUGCAGGUGGACUUGAUAGCUUCCAGCACAGUGUUGAAGCGAGGAGAACCUCUUACUGUCAACUGCACGGUCCAAGACACCGAGAUGGUAUAUUUCUCUUGGGACUUCCCACGCAAGAAGGAAAUCGAGCCACUCACGGAAUUUCUGCCCAAUGAAAUUCGUUCCUUUGUUAGCAUCCCGGCAGCAAGGCAGUCAGACUCUGGUGUGUACGCAUGCUCGGUGCAGGAAACACUUCAAGGGCGAACUGUGGAAAAGAACAUGACUGUAACUGUACUGGACGGAGGCUACGUUUUGGUGCGCCCGUCACAUGACACCAACAUGUCAUGUCUCAUCUACCACACGGUAGAGCUCCGUGUGCUGGUGGAAGCCCACCCUCCCCCCACUAUAGUAUGGACCAAAGACAAGCAGGGUGUCGUCACGGAAACAAGCUCAGUAUCCAUCACACACGUGGCAGGCAGCAGCUACGUGAGCACGCUGACCGUGCGGCCAGUCCGUCUGAAUCAGACAGGAUGUUACACCGUGACCGCUUCAAACCAGGAUGCCCGAGAUGAGGUUGUCUUCCACCUGGAGGUCAAAGCACCCCCAAAAAUAACCUUGCUGACGGAGUCGAGCAGCCAGGCCAUGCUAUGUGUCAGCGAAGGCGCCCCGCCCCCUUCUGUCACCUGGUUCACAUGUCACAGUGCGGAUGGGUGCGCUAACGGGACAGGAAGCUGGAGGAGCCAAUCCGCUGCCUCCGAGGGUGUGGUGCUGCAAGAGAGCAUCACUGUCAUGGCGGACGAGGGUCUAACCCAGGUGCGCAGCGUGCUGACUCUGCAGACUCCAGCUUCCUUCUUCGCCGUCCGCUGUGAGGCCUCCAACUCUGCCGGUAGACGAGCCAGAGACCUUCGCCUGGUAUCGGCUUCUCUUUUGUCUCAGGUGGCCAUGUUGGCGCCGAUUCUCAUUCUGGUCGUCAUCGCCAUCAUCUUCCUCAUCAUACUCAUCAUCCUGUGGAGAAAAAAACCUGGAUAUCAAGUUGGUUGGAGGCUGAUUGGUUCUGUGAGUCCUGAUGGACAAGACCGCACCUACCUGGACCCCGCCCUCCUGCCCUACAGUGCCUCGUGGGAAAUACCAAGAGAAAACGUAGUAUUAGGUCAGGUGCUGGGUUCAGGUGCUUUUGGUUGCGUCAUGGAAGCCACCGUUCCUGGUCUGCUCACAUCCCAGACGCUGACCAAGGUGUCUGUGAAGAUGGUGAAAGCCAACAGAGGUGCUCAUCAGUCUUUGUUGUCGGAGUUGAAGGUUUUGUGUCAUCUGGGUCCUCAUCUGAACAUCGUCAACCUGCUGGGCGCUUGCACCACAGCAGGUCCUCUCUAUGUGAUCACUGAGUUCUGUUGCCAUGGAGACCUGCGGACUUACCUGCAACGCCACAGACACGCCUUUGUACAUAACGACACACACGCCGAGAGAGAGGCUGAUGGAGGUUACAUGGACAUGAACCAGCAGGAGGAGCUUAUCGACGUGCAUGACAACGUGCACCGCCUGGCAGGCCAGCAGGAGGCGUCGCCGCUCUUCCUCAGUGACUCUGCUGUCCUUGAACCAAAGGACCUCCUCAGCUUCUCCUACCAGGUGGCCCGCGCCAUGGACUUCCUGUCCUCCCGUAACUGUGUCCACAGAGACCUGGCAGCUAGGAACGUUCUGGUGUGUGAGGAGGGGCUGGCCAAGGUUGGCGACUUGGGUCUGGCUCGGGACCUACUGAAGGACGAAAACUACGUAACCCGAGGACAUCAGACCUUGCUGCCACUCAAGUGGAUGUCCCCAGAGAGCAUCUUCCAAAAUACUUACUCCUCCCAAAGUGAUGUGUGGUCCUACGGAAUUCUGCUGUGGGAGAUCUUCUCUUUGGGUGAGAGUCCAUACGCAGACCUUACCACGACCCAGGAAUUCUACUCAGCGCUGAAGACGGGACACCGCCUGACACGACCACAACAAGCCAACUCCAACAUUUACGGCAUGAUGAAGGCAUGUUGGAGCGAGUGUCCUGGGUCCAGACCGCUGUUCUCGUCCUUGGUGGCCUCUUUGGACCUUAUGUUGUCUGAGGACUACAGGAAGAUGUACACUAGGCUGAUGGAUGCCUUCCUGACACGCAAACAUCCGGCUGUGGUUCCAUCCGUACUGGUGCCCACACUCGCCGAGGGAUCCACGGACAUGAGCAGAAGUCCCAGCCCCAAAAUGACAGUCGACCUGGAGGAGGCCGGUCCUUCUCAUGGCGUUUUCAUCACUCCUGUCAGCAUGGAGCUUCAUGGCGAUGCUGCGCGGGAUGCAGAAAGAGCUGAAGAACAGGAAGUGACAUCAGCAGGCGGAGAUUUCUGUCCGCCAUUCAUUCAUCUGGACUCUGAUUUGCUACUGAAUGGCUCCGAAGUGGUCUUGACCGCCGGUUCUGCCUUCAGCCUCAGUUGCAAUGGCAACGCUUCCGUCCGCUGGUCCACCACUGCAUUUCGUCCACUGCCUGAGCAUCGUGACGUGCUGGAGGUCAGGCGCUCCACACCCAGGCACACCGGGACAUAUCGCUGUUCCUACAUCAACCGGAGUCUGGACCACGCGCACACCCAGAUCCACCUUUAUGUCAAAGACCCGUCCGACCCGUCCAGCGUCUUUGUCACGCCUCGCAUGACCCCCAGUGUCAAAGAGGGCGACGACUUCCUGUUCAGGUGUCUGCUGACGGACCCGUCGGUCACAAACCUCACCCUCCAAUCAGACUACCAGGAUGGGCGGCAGGCCCAACAUCUGCCCAGGGGCAUGAACGUGACCUUUGAUCCCCACAGAGGAGCCCUCAUCCAUAAGGUCCACAGGAGCUUCAAUGGACGCUACGUCUGCUCGGGCUGGAAACUUGGCACACAGUUCAGAUCCAAAACCCUUGACCUGCUGGUGGCACCAAGACAACGUCAUCCUCCCCACGUGUCUGUCAAUCAGAGGAUUUUUUUUCAUCUGGAAGGAGAAACAUUUGAGGUCACAUGUGUGACCAGUAACCCCUCCCACGUCUACACUGUCACCUGGACACACCCCCAUGUGCAGGCUCCAAAUAUUACAGUGACGCGUCGCUACAGCAACUGGCUGCAAAUGAACAGCACGCUCAGCGUUGUGGGUGUGACUCGGAGGCACGAUGGACGUUACGCAUGUACGGCUCACAAUGAGGCCGGACACGCGACGGCAGCGGCAAGGCUGAGCGUCUUAGACGCUCCCUUCCUGAAGGUCUUCCUGCAGCAGCGUGCCGACAGCCGGAUGGCGCUACAUGCUAAUGCUAGCAGCCAGUCAAUGAAAGAUGAAUGGGAACUGCUCGCUAAUGUUAGCGCAGAUGCAGCGUACCCUAAUGUCGUCAGCCGCAGCAGCACGGUGGGCGUGCUAGAGGGCGGAGACAUGAUGUUGACCGUCGCUGUGGAAGCAUAUCCACCAAUCAGGAACCUGGACUGGGUGACACCGACAGAAGUGCAGAAGACCCAGAGCUUUGACACCUACAGGUCGCAAAGCAGCCUGCUGUUCCAUCGUGUCCAUCGUGAGGCCAAAGGUCGUUACACGCUGCGCUUGGCUAACUCUUUCUUCAAUGCCUCCCUGAACUUUGACCUGAGAAUUCUCCGCGCCCCGAGCAGUCUCAUCACGGUGCAGAACGACACCCUGACCUGCAGCAGCUCAGGCUUCCCCCCUCCCACCAUCCUUUGGGUCACCUGCAGCGGCCUCGUCUGGACGUGCGGCAACAUCUCCACCGAUCAAGUUGAUGAUGUCACAACACUGGAAAGGGAGGAGUUGACAAAGCACCUCCCCCUCCCUCGGCCAGCGGCCCAUGAUGUCACCAUCGAAUGUGUCUCCUUUAACAGCGUGGGACGCUCAUGUGACACCUUCUUGCUUCGAGGUCAGAGCGUCCUCACGCAGCCUUUUGUCACUGCGUCCGUUGUCGCCAUGGCGGCGCUGUUGUUGCUUCUGCUGCUUGUCAUCUGUAGGAUGAAAACGAAACCAAAAUACGAAAUUCGCUGGAAGAUCAUCGAGAGCUGUGACGGGAACAACUACACCUUCAUCGACCCCAACCGGCUGCCUUACAAUCUCAAGUGGGAGUUUCCCCGGGACAAGCUCCGCCUCGGUGCUGUUUUGGGCUCUGGUGCGUUCGGAAAGGUGGUGGAAGCCACGGCGUACGGCCUCGGGACAGAAGAUAUCACCCGGGUGGCCGUCAAGAUGCUCAAACCGAGCGCCCACCUGGAGGAGCGGGAAGCUCUCAUGUGUGAGCUGAAGAUUCUCAGCCAUCUCGGUUACCAUGACAACAUCGUCAACCUCCUGGGAGCGUGCACUCAAGGAGGCCCCAUGCUGAUGAUCACUGAGUACUGUUGCCAUGGCGACCUGCUCAACUUCCUGCGUCUGCACACCCCGGAUUUCAUGGCGGCCAUCUUGAACUCCGACACAAAAUACUCCAAUGUGACGAGUCAGGACGUCAGACACAGGAGUGAUAGCGGAAUCUCGUGUUGUUCGGAGUAUCAAGAAAUGCAAUCAGUACUUUCCCACUCAGGUGGGCACGUGGAGCGUUUGUCUGUCAGUGACCUCAUAAGGUUUUCCUACCAGGUGGCUCAGGGUUUGGACUUCCUGUCAACACGAAAUUGUAUCCACAGAGACGUUGCAGCAAGGAAUGUUUUGCUAACGGACCACCACGUUGCAAAAAUCUGCGACUUUGGUUUGGCCCGAGACAUCCGCAAUGACGACAGCUACAUUGUCCAGGGGAACGCACGCCUCCCGGUCAAGUGGAUGUCUCCAGAGAGCAUCUUCCAGUGUGUUUACACGGUCCAGAGUGAUGUCUGGUCUUAUGGAGUCCUGCUGUGGGAAAUCUUCUCUCUAGGUAAGAGUCCUUACCCCAAUGUUGCCGUGGAUACCAACUUCUAUAGAAUGAUCAAAGAUGGAUGCCACAUGGAUCAGCCCGACUUUGCUCCAGCACAAAUGUACCAGUUGAUGACUCAGUGUUGGAAUUUGGAGCCAAGCGACAGGCCAACAUUCAGGAUGAUUGGUCAGCUGAUUGAAAGGCUCCUCCCCUGCGGCAACAAGUCGGGUGAAAGUGAGCAGCCAACGUACAAGAAUAUAGAUGAGUGUGGAGAAGAGGAAGAGUACGAGGAAGUGGUCCGAAGUGGAGCGUCGCUGAAGGGGGAGGAGCAAAAUGGCGGCCAGGAAGCCGAGGCGGCAAAGAGAAUGAAAAACAUCUACCAGCUCUCCUGAUGGUCUCCACCAAUCCUGUUCUUGUGGUCACAUGACAGGAAAUCAAUCACCUUUGAUGUCUUCUCAUCUGUCAUCAACAAACCACCUGAGCAAUCCUUGGACCUCUGUGAGCACCUUCAGACGUGCACGCUUGUAGCAUCACACCUUUCCAAACCCUGAGAAGCUAAGCUGGUCUGGUGCUUCUCAGUUGACUCGGGAAUCCGCACGUAUGCUUCCCUGCUCUCCAUUUUGUUGCACGUUCUUGCUUUCAAGUUCACGUUCAGUGUCUGUACAAAAGACACAAUUAUAAAUAUCAUCACUUUCUCUAGUAUUUCAAAUCGGUUGGGAGGGCGGGGGGGAAUUCUGUCCCUUGGGCGUGCAUGACAGAAAAUAACGAGAAGCUAAGCUAGUCCACCUCCCAUUCUGUGCUGUUUUGGAUAUCCACCUCACAUCAUGGAACUAUUUCAUCCAAGUCAUCUGAAUCUUGGAGGAAACACCUAGUGAUCAUUUCUUUUCUGUCGUCACCAGUUUUAAUUUUGAUGAAUUAUGAACUAUGCAUACUUGUAUGUCCUUAUUUUAGCUGUCCUGGCAUCAUUUCCUGCUGGGAAUGUAACUGAAAGUGAUGCCACAUUUGCUGUAUGUGUUGACUUUUCUCUAAAUAAAAACAACAGAAGAAAACAACCGGCAGUCUCUGUCG